This is a messenger RNA of Knipowitschia caucasica, 537 nucleotides long. Lineage: Eukaryota; Metazoa; Chordata; Actinopteri; Gobiiformes; Gobiidae. The record is from the annotation of a GenBank genome assembly.
AUGACUGGAGCGCACAAGGGCUUUGUGGUCUUGCUGCAGAAGUCACUGGAUAGACAGCUGCUCACUUUUCACUGCAUCCUGCACCAAGAGGCAUUGUGCGCGCAAACUUUUCCUCCAGAAUGCACAGAGGUCAUGAUUCUUGUCAUUCAGAUUGUCAAUAAAAUAAUGGCAAAAGGUUUAAAUCACCGCCAGUUCCGUUCGCUACUGGAUGAGGUGGACAGCACAUACUCUGAUCUCAUGCUGCACAACCGAGUCCGGUGGCUGUCCAGGGGAGAGGUGCUGAAACGUUUUGCUGCAUGUCUGGGAGAGGUGAAGACUUUCAUGAGCAGCAAAGGGCUCACCUUUCCUGAGCUGGAACAGCCAGAGUGGCUGGAAAAGCAGCACUUCAUGGUGGACAUGACAGCGAACCUGAACAUGCUGAACACAACCCUUCAGGGGAGAGGAGGCACAGCGCUACACAUGCUGGAGGAGGUGUUAGCGUUUGAGCGCAAACUGACAGUUUUAGCCAGAGAUUUACAGGGAGGUGUUAGGAUUUAG